This is a messenger RNA of Harmonia axyridis, 868 nucleotides long. RefSeq names its product ribonuclease P protein subunit rpr2-like. The coding region runs from base 123 to 497 and encodes 124 amino acids. NCBI's taxonomy places the organism in Eukaryota, Metazoa, Arthropoda, Insecta, Coleoptera, Coccinellidae. Gene Ontology annotation, cellular component: nucleolar ribonuclease P complex. The transcript is spliced from 3 exons. The record is from RefSeq and is a predicted model, not a curated record. Gene Ontology annotation, biological process: tRNA 5'-leader removal.
UAUUAUAAUCUCUCUACUACCACAGACUAACUAGUAAUCUGAAUCUGUGGUACUACGGUGGGCCCUGUUCAAGUCGCAAAGACGUCUCCAAGGAUUUCACGUUGUAAAACUUGUAAGCCAACAUGAGCAAACCAAAAAAGUGUCAAGCAAAAGAGAGUUUGGAGAGAAUGAAUUAUCUGUAUCAAAUUGCAAAUGAACUCAUGGCAAGCAACUCUACCAACAGUGCUCUCUCCAAAAGUUGUUCAAACCUUAUGAUCCAAGUUUCGAAGAAAACUGUUCAGCGAAUUGAUGUAGACAUAAAGAGAAGAAUUUGCAAAGGUUGCAAAUCGAUAUUAUUACCAGGUGUUAACUGUAAAGUCAGAAUUAAAAAGAAAAUUGUGAAAUGGUCCUGUUGUACAUGCCAGAAUCUCAAAGUAUUUCCAUCUAGAAAUGAAAAUCCAGUUUGGAGCCAGAAUGAAGAAAGUAUAGUUGAAGUAUUAAAUUAUGAAAACAAUUGAUUUGUUAUAAUUACAUUUCGUUUGUAAUUUAUGAGAUUAUAUUUGACAAGAUGUAUUUAAUGCAAAUGCAGUUUAAGAAAAGAAAGUAUGGAUGAUAUCCAUAUUUGUGGGAAAAGUUGAUAUCAUUACAUAUUGUUGACUCAACUCAUGAAAGCCUUUAACAUUUGGGCUAUUGUCAUUAUGGCCAUGUGGAUUUAUUUAUAUUGUUAUAAUUAAAUAAAAUCUUGAUUGGAGAAUUGAAACGAACUUCUUAAAUUUUUUAUUACCUAGAAGUGGUUGGAAAAGUAUUUUUUAAUUAUGUAAUGUCAUUUGGCAAUAUUGUCUGAUAAUAAUUAAAAUCCACUUUAAUAAAAAAAUAUUUGUUUAAGUCA